AUGUCCCCUACCGGCGAGACAGGCACAUCGUCUACUCCGCCACGCGCCAAUGCACCAGCUCCAGCUCACAGUGCUAGUCAAUUAGAAUCCACCCCAAACAGCCGUGGGGCUGCCGUCGUCAGCGAGAAUAUCAGCUUGGUCGGUGUCAGGGUUAAGGAAGUCCGUCCAUGGAUUCAGCGGGACAUCGAGCAGGCUAAGCAGUGCAAAGUAGAUGCCAUGUUACAAGCCCUCCUGCAGCGCGCUUCUUGCGCUCCGGAGACUAAACAGUCCGAGCUUCUGCAAAAGUGCCUAAAGGCAGUUCUGCCGGUUUGCAAUGGACAGGUCUCCGCUGGAGGUAUAGACGCUUCGGGCGUCGAGACAGCCCUGAAAAAAUACGUACGUCCAGGAGCAGAAAACAGCUUCUACGGCCCUUUUAUAGAGGCCACCAACAUCGCGCUCGUUUGCCUCGAAGAGAUCAAGGUUGACGGGAUGCGUGCUCCUGUCCCCGCCGUGGACAUGAUCUGUCAGCAGAACGAUAUGCCCAUGUACCAAAAUCACCAGACCGUAAAAUCAACUCGGAAGCCCGACUGCGUGAUUAUUCCUUUGAACAGCGCAUGCGCUUCCUUCGAGGAUGAGAAGGGCAGCAAGAAGGGUAAACAGAAAGACGACGAGAAGCGCAAGGCUCACAUGGUCAAGAAUGCAAUGGCAAAGCCAGCAGCGCCACUCCCCUGGACAGAUGUUCUAGCUUGCAUCGAGUUCAAGAGGAAGACAGACAGGAAGAAAUUGAUCAAACCGCCGCACUCUUCAAAUAAAGUGAACGAUUAUGUUCCUACAAAGCCAGAAUAUCUGCCUGUGGAUCGUCUUAAGGCUGGAGAUUCGGCCGCAGGCCCUUCACAGGCCCCAACAACACAACCUGCGUCCGACACUGCACUCCUAUCUUCCGGCCUUACUACUGCCCAGCCUUCCCAGGGCGGGUCCAGCUCCAAGCGCAAGGCCACGGACACUUUGGAAUCCGCCGCGAAAAAAUCCAGGAUCGACACCGACGAGCCAGAUGUGACCGUUCAGACGGGUCUGUACGCCGCUGAAAUGUUUGCGGCCAAUCUUGCUGUCAAUUAUCUGAUUAAUCUUAUCGUCAUCGGUGGGGCACCAUUCAAAGCUCGGGCAAUCAACUUCAUUCAAGAUCUCCCACGAUUCAUGGUGUUGUUGUAUGCUUUACAACGAUUCGAGCUUAAUGAUUGGGGCCGAAACAAGGACUUCCUGCCAGUUCAAGUUGAAGGGAAACGCUGCCAUCAAUUCAAAAUCAAGGAUGAGGAACUUGGAGACGUGGAUCUGCUGCUUCAUACCAACCACGACGAACGCGUGACGCACUACGGACUGCAAGGACGCGCCACCAAUGUGGUCCCUGUCACUAGCGAAGCGCUCGCGAAGAAAUGCAUAAACAUCCAGGAUGGGAUGGUGGCCAAGAUUUUUUGGGGCGAGGUGAAUCGCACUAGCGAGCCGAAAAUCUUGGACAAGGUCAACGAGAUCGCUAAGGUGCACAGUACCGUAAAAGACCAUAUUCCUGAGCUACUCUGGCAUCACACGUUUACGAAUCCCACGUCCGCCAUCCGAGAAGCACUCGGCGUUCCGGAACCCACUACCGGUAGUCGCGUGCUCUAUGUCCUUGUAUUCCGCAAGCUCCACCCCAUCACGAAGCUUUACGGCAAAGAGCUUUUCGAUGUGUGGUAUCAAUGUAUCCAAUGCCACGUUACUUUGUGGAAGGAAGGAGUAUUUCAUCGAGACGUCAGCCCUGGCAACCUGAUGUGGUACAGGAGCCUCGGCAAGCUGAUAGGUGUCUUAAAUGACUACGAUCUAUCCUCGUUGGCGGAUGACCAGGGUCCUCGAGGCAACGAGCGCACGGGCACAAUACCGUUCAUGGCGCUCGAGCUUCUCUCCACACAGGGUCAACGAGGUGAAGUCAAACACCUAUAUCGUCAUGAUCUGGAGUCGUUUAUGUGGUGCUUCGCCUGGAUUUCCUUGCGUUACGAGGCCGGAGCCCUUCUACCAAUGAAAUCGCGCCGGUUGGAUGAUUGGGCCACUUCUGGCGCAGUGACAUGUGGCAUGCUCAAGCUAUACUUUCUGAAUAAUCUCAAAGAAUACCGAUCCCCUCACAUAGAAUCACUUAUGUGGAAGUUCCUUGUGGAGUGUUUUGUGGUGCUUAAAAAGGAAGCCGACGCUCGAUACUAUCUUGGCCUUCAAUGGCUCUCAGAUGGAGACGAGCAGCCCAACCCCGAGGAAUCCGAAUCAGAUAUUGAUGGUUUUCUACAGGCAUUCAAAAACACCACGAGCUGGGCUGCGCUCAGCAAACCUUCGCAGUGA
Suillus subalutaceus is the source of this 2337-nucleotide messenger RNA. RefSeq lists its product as uncharacterized. Lineage: Eukaryota; Fungi; Basidiomycota; Agaricomycetes; Boletales; Suillaceae. The coding region runs from base 1 to 2337 and encodes 778 amino acids. The record is from RefSeq and is a predicted model, not a curated record. The transcript has 6 exons.